UGACCUGCCGAAUAAAUUGACAAUGAACAAUGAAAAAAGUAGCGCUCCUUUUUCAAUCGUUAAUGGCUAUAAAGGGGAAAGAAAAAGUUUAUCGUUUUCAAAGAAAAAAAUGAAUUUGUUGGUACCGUAUGAUCUGAAUUCAACUGAAGAAGAUACUUCAUUUCGUCGAACUAUCACUCAUCGCCGAUCCAUCGAUAGUAAUUCUUAUAACAAAAGUCGCCAUAUUGAUGAUGACCGCAACAAUAUUUGUAUUUCCGAUGUUAGCUCAAAUGCAAAUGACCAUUUAAUGGAAUCUUCAUUGUCACCGAUUCACGUAAACAAUGAUAGCGAUGUUGAAUUUAAUGAAUCAGUAUAUAAUCGAAGUGAACAUGACGAAAGAGAUUCUAAUAAUCAUUUUUUGGCCAAUCUUUCGCCCGAUAUUGAACAUCCUAAAGAGCACAAUAAAGACGAUACAUUAAGUUCAGUAAAAAGCUCUGGUCACAAAAGUUUAGGAGAUUCUACUUCCGAAUUAAUCAUAACUCGCCAAAAGAAAAAGAAACGACCAAAUCAUUUAGAUCUAAUGUUAAAAAAUGGCAAGAGUAAUGAUAAUAUUUCUCCGGUUGAUUAUGACAAUUAUUUGCGUCGAUCACAGAGAAAUCGUAUCCAACCAUUGGAUUAUUGGCGUGGCCAACGUCCAAUUUAUAAAAUGGAAAAUCGGAAAAUUAAUAACCAAAUUGUAACUAUGCCCACCGUUGUUGGCGUAGCUAAACCUCUCAGACCUCUCAUCAAACAACGUCGAGCGAAUACAAAAUCCAACCAAAGGAAAACUCAUGACGAUAAAGUUGAUAAUCAUCAUGAACAUCAUUGCGCUGAAAGACAAACUUCUUCGAAUGGCGGCCAAAAAUUUUAUGAUAUUCUAAAUCUAUCAAUUCAUUCAAAAAAAUUCAAAACUAAAUCAAUUACCGAUUGUCCAGAAUUUGUGAAAUCCUAUUCUGGACUUAUAUUUAAACCAUCAGAUAAAUCUAAAGGAAUUCAUACAGCUUUAAUCGAAAAAGAUGAUCGAGGAACAGCAUUUGGUAUGAUUCGAUUCGAACCAUUAGCAAUGAAAAAAUUAGGUCGCAAUGGUCCCUAUGCUACAUAUUUUACGGUCAUUUAUGGAACAUUAAUUUUAAAAGUUAAUGAUGAAAAUGAAACGGUGGUAAAGACUGGAUCGCAUUUUAAAAUUUUUCCUAAAGCCCAAUAUUAUAUCAAAAAUGUUCGUAAAGAUGAAGCAUUAAUACAAUUUUCGGUUAUACGAGAACAAUCAUCUAAUUGAAUAUUAUAAUCAUUUUUUUAUGAAAUUUCAU
Molecule: messenger RNA, 1325 nt
Organism: Dermatophagoides pteronyssinus (European house dust mite)
Lineage: Eukaryota; Metazoa; Arthropoda; Arachnida; Sarcoptiformes; Pyroglyphidae
Biological process (GO): kinetochore assembly; attachment of mitotic spindle microtubules to kinetochore; spindle attachment to meiosis I kinetochore
Cellular component (GO): kinetochore
Molecular function (GO): centromeric DNA binding
Source: RefSeq, a predicted model, not a curated record